AUGGCUCCUGAGGAAGCCUAUUUUCUCAUGGAACAAGGUGCUCAGUUUGACGGAGAACGUUUGCAAAUCCUACGUGAUAAAGAGUACAAGAAAAAUGGAGCUUCUGGAAACUUCUGCUUUCUAACGGAGCACCAGCUCUCUUAUCUUGAAGUUGAAGGACGGUAUAACGAAGCAUGGGGUCUUGCUAUGGAUGUCUAUAAUCACGACGAACUCCCACUUUCAAUUCUGCUCGAGGACACAGGAAUGCUCGUAUUUUAUUUUGCUUUGAUAAAGCAAGAAAAAAGCCGGGGCGUAACUGUAGAACGCAAUCGUUCUACUCUAAGUCUUCUUGAAGCGAAACUUGAAAUCCUAUCACAAACAGUCAAUCGUAGCGUAGAGCGCUACCAAAUAUCUCCCCUCUUUCGAACAUGGCUCUCCGACGCUAUAACCAAAGAUCCCGACCCCAGUAUUGCCUGGGUGACCCUGAAAAAGGGCAAGAGCGAAAUUAGAGUCCGAAGGGAUGUUUUAGCCUACUGGUCGGAAUAUUUUAAACGCCGGUUCUCUGGCCGAUGGCCGGUUCCUGAGACCCUCGUUUUCGACAGCAAUGAUGAGUUUACCACCGAAUCAUUCAUAAAAGUCUUUGGACACUUUGUCACAACGGGAGCUUACGACUACAAGACACCUGAGGAUUGCUACGACGGCCUCAAGGUGGCACGAUAUUUCCUGAUAGAAAAAUUGAUAGAAAAAUUGGAGGGCCUUAUUGAACGUCGUGGCUACCUUGCUGAAUUUGCGGGGAUAAGUCGCUCUAUUGGCUUAAAAUUUGCGAUGUAG
Pochonia chlamydosporia 170 is the source of this 810-nucleotide messenger RNA. Its product is annotated as BTB/POZ domain-containing protein. The transcript has a single exon. The record is from RefSeq and is a predicted model, not a curated record. The coding region runs from base 1 to 810 and encodes 269 amino acids. Gene Ontology annotation, molecular function: protein binding. NCBI's taxonomy places the organism in Eukaryota, Fungi, Ascomycota, Sordariomycetes, Hypocreales, Clavicipitaceae.